AUGCAGCACCACCAGUUGUCGACGUUCCUUUCGCAAAGGCGCAAUGCUGCGGCGGAUGCUCCUGGAAGAGACGAGGACUUGGUACCUGACGAAUAUUUCGAUCAUCUUCCGCAGGACCCCGAUGCUACACAACAGCAACAUCAACCAGUAGCAGCGCAGAUUUCUUCUCGUCCCUUAUUCAUAAUCAAACGAUGCCCUCCCUAUGGAAAGCUUAACGUGUGCAGCCCCAUGAUAUUCCUAGAUGAAAACACUGUGCGAGUCCGUAGACGCAUUGCUCUCCGCCAAAAGCAUGAUGAAUCAGAGAACGCUGACCUUCGGUACAUUCCUACACAGACGCGCAUCCCUUGUCCUGCUGGUCUAUUGCCUGUAUGGAUAACAGUCGAGAGAACGGAACGAAUGGGCGUCGCUGCCCCCAAACUAAUUGUUAUUCUCGGGUUGGCACCACAGCGUGCCCUGAUUGCAUCACACAGAAUAGCUUCGCCUAUCGACGUGGUAAUUACUGGACUUGCGGUGGUUGCGAGUCGCAGGCUUCUUCAGCUAGUGGGAUUCUCACAUGCCCUGGGUGUCACGCUGUGCAAACAUGUGGAUUUCUGUCGCGACUGCAUCAAGGACGCAAAGGACAUAGACGUGAGACGCGCCGUUUUGGUGCGGCAGAGCUGCAAAGGUCUCCUAUGCAAGACAUACGCUGGUAUGGGUGAGAAAUUUGCUGCAGAUGCGACCGAAGCCUUUCCAACCUUUGUACAAACGAAGGAGACGAUAGUGAUAUUAUCUGGUUCCAUCGAGGCUGCCUCCUCGUUUAUUUCGAUGCCGCAUAGUCUGAUGCACCAUCCUCUAUGGCGUCCAUUGCAACUCGAUGAGUUAACUGAAAUGCAGGAACAUGUAAGCGUAACGUGCGGUCCGGUCGGAUGGAGGAAGUAUCAGAACGGAGGGUCGAAAUCUCGCGAGGAAGGAGGCCUGCGCACUAGUUAUAGACAAAAUAUUGCGGGCAGCUACGUCAAGGCAAGGUCCAACAUUUUCAAACCCAGCUUCGUAGCCUACUAA
Suillus clintonianus is the source of this 1041-nucleotide messenger RNA. RefSeq lists its product as uncharacterized. Bases 1 to 1041 code for a protein of 346 amino acids. The record is from RefSeq and is a predicted model, not a curated record. NCBI's taxonomy places the organism in Eukaryota, Fungi, Basidiomycota, Agaricomycetes, Boletales, Suillaceae. The transcript is spliced from 9 exons.